Molecule: messenger RNA, 2176 nt
Organism: Sesamum indicum (sesame)
Lineage: Eukaryota; Viridiplantae; Streptophyta; Magnoliopsida; Lamiales; Pedaliaceae
Product: dicarboxylate transporter 2.1, chloroplastic
Biological process (GO): transmembrane transport
Cellular component (GO): membrane
Molecular function (GO): transmembrane transporter activity
Source: RefSeq, a predicted model, not a curated record
UAUAAGAGAAAAAGUGGUAACGUUCCUCUCUGUGGUGGUUGUUUGUUCUUUCCCAUCUUUGUGAUUUCCGCCUCACCUCUCUCUCUCUCUCACACUUACAACACAUACUCCUCCAUCUUCUUCCUUGAUCUGAAUUCCCACUUUUCCUUCUUCACUUCACUCCCAAUCAUUCAUGGAGAGUAUCGUCCUCCACUCCCCUACUCCCUCUUUCUCUCGCCUCUCCCUCCGCCCUCGCCGCCCCUACAUUUCCUCCCCCCAUCUUCCUCCCCUCAUUUCUCUCUCCUCCCACAAACUCCCUUUCCUCCGCCACCCCACCAACCUCUCCCUCUUCCGCCCCCUCCCCAAAACCACCCCGAGAAACCCCAUCAUCAUUCCCUCAGCCUCCUCCGGUACUCCCGCCCCCACUGAAUCGAAACCCCCAUCUCCUCCUCCUCCUCCACCACAAGGCGCCAAACCCAUCCCUUUACUCAUCUCAAUUGCCAUAGGAAUCCUCGUCCGCUUCUUCGUCCCCAAACCCCCCGAAGUCACCCCUCAAGCCUGGCAAUUGCUCUCCAUUUUCCUCUCAACCAUCGCCGGCCUCGUUCUCAGCCCCCUCCCGGUCGGCGCGUGGGCCUUUCUCGGUCUCACCACCUCUAUUGUCACUAAAACACUCACCUUUACCUCCGCCUUCUCGGCGUUCACGAAUGAAGUUAUUUGGUUGAUUGUCAUCUCCUUUUUCUUUGCCCGGGGUUUCGUGAAGACGGGCUUGGGGGAUAGAAUUGCUACGUAUUUCGUCAAGUGGAUGGGGAAAAGUACUCUCGGAUUGUCUUACGGAUUGACUUUGAGUGAGGCAUUGAUAGCGCCAGCAAUGCCGAGCACCACUGCCAGGGCAGGAGGUGUUUUCUUGCCAAUUAUUAAGUCGUUAUCAUUGUCAGCAGGGAGUAAGCCGGGUGACCCCUCCAAGAAGAAGCUUGGGUCUUAUCUAGUGCAGUCUCAGUUCCAGUGUGCUGGUAACUCUAGUGGUCUUUUCCUAACUGCUGCAGCUCAAAAUCUGCUUUGUCUCAAGUUAGCUGAGGAACUUGGGGUCGUAAUUUCAAACCCAUGGAUUUCUUGGUUCAAGGCUGCAAGUUUACCUGCUUUUGUCUCUCUUCUAGCUACGCCGUUGAUCUUGUAUAAACUUUAUCCUCCUGAAACCAAAGAUACACCAGAUGCCCCUGCCAUGGCUGCAAAGAAGUUGGAUAUUAUGGGUCCUGUGACAAAAAAUGAAUGGAUUAUGAUUGGUACGAUGCUUCUUGCAGUUACUUUGUGGGUUUUCGGAGAUGCUCUUGGUGUUCCUAGUGUUGUUGCUGCCAUGCUUGGGUUGUCAAUACUCUUGUUAUUAGGAGUGCUAGAUUGGGAUGAUUGCUUAAGUGAGAAAUCCGCGUGGGAUACUUUGGCAUGGUUUGCUGUUCUAGUUGGCAUGGCUGGCCAGUUGACAAACCUUGGCAUUGUAAGCUGGAUGUCUAAUUGCGUGGCCAAAUCUUUGCAGUCAUUAUCAUUGAGCUGGCCUGCUGCCUUUGGCCUACUUCAAGCCUCUUAUUUCUUGAUUCACUAUUUAUUUGCAAGUCAAACGGGCCAUGUGGGAGCAUUAUACUCUGCAUUUCUAGCUAUGCAUUUGGCAGCAGGAGUGCCUGGUGUGCUAGCUGCAUUAGCUCUCGCAUACAAUACCAAUCUAUUUGGUGCUUUGACGCAUUAUAGCAGUGGCCAGGCUGCUGUAUACUUCGGAGCUGGUUACAUAGAUCUUCCAGAUGUCUUCAAGUUCGGGUUUCUUAUGGCUCUCAUCAAUGCUGUGAUUUGGGGAGUUGUUGGGACAUUCUGGUGGAAGUUCUUGGGGCUGUAUUAACUUAAAACAUUCAUGUAAGUAAAGUUUUGGUACUCCGAUACAUGUUGCUCUUCAUUUUGAUAACGGAACCCAGAGAAACAUACGUGGAAGCAGUUAAAGUUGAGCUGACAACUUAGGUUGAGCUGUUUUCCAGAAUUUGUCGAGUCUAACUUACUUGCCCAAAUUUUGGUGAAGAAAUGAUUCUUUCUGGGACAAACAAGAAAGAAAUGCGUAAUUGUGUUUCUUGGCACACACUCUGUAUCUUUGCUUCUAUUUGUUAUCAUCGAUGAUGACAUGAACUGAAGUUGCAUUUACAAAGUUCCCUUACCAUAUCUA